UUUGUUGACCACGUCUCCAUUUCAUUUAACACGAGUUGGUCGCAGAUGCGCGGGCCUAUUAUAUGACGUUUACUCUGCAUGACUGGUUUGACGAGGAAAGCCGGCAAAUCCUUAACCAUAUCGCUGCGGCCAUGAAGGAGGGGUAUUCGAAGCUGAUCAUUGAGGUGUUUGUUCUGGCUGAUAAGGACUGCGCGAUGCUACCAACCAUGUGGGACUGGGAAAUGUUAGUUUUCUGCAACAGCAUGGAGCGGACGGUUAGUCAGUGGACCAAGGUGCUCGAUUCGGCUGGCUUCCGGGCAGUCAAGUUCUGGGCGCCUCCGGGAGACGGACAGAGCAUCAUCGAGGCUGAGCUGAAGCCCGCUGUUGGGUUCAGUAGAAGUAUGUUGUAACGUUGUAGGGAUAGUAUGAAUCUAGAUUGCA
Molecule: messenger RNA, 420 nt
Organism: Aspergillus sclerotioniger CBS 115572
Lineage: Eukaryota; Fungi; Ascomycota; Eurotiomycetes; Eurotiales; Aspergillaceae
Product: S-adenosyl-L-methionine-dependent methyltransferase
Exons: 1
Coding region: 63-389 (108 amino acids)
Molecular function (GO): O-methyltransferase activity
Source: RefSeq, a predicted model, not a curated record